AUGCACGAGCCCCCCACGAUGCUGCUCACAGAGUUUCGUGGCCAAUUCGAUCGGGCAGCCUUUACCGAGCGCCUGCAGCUUGUCAUUCAGGCGAAUCCUUGGCUGGCGGGCCGCUUGCGCAGAACUCAAGACAAAGGAGUAGUCGUAACCUGCCCGGAAAGCUGUGACACUGAGCGGCAUUUCUUCUCGUUGGCAGAUAUCGGGCUGCGGAUAGACUGCCAGCAGUACUCGGAGAUGGUUUCCAAGCUGAUGGCGUAUUCAAUCCCGGAUGGCAGCCAGUCAGUAGACAAGGAUCAAGUGUUGUUCACGGUGCUCCACACGGAGACGGGGGAUGGCAAGUUUGCCAUCAUCACUUCACUGUGUCACUGUAUCGGCGAUGGCUUUACGGCCUACCGCAUCUUUGGCAUGCUCAGCCACAACCAGCCGGUCGAGUCGCUGGACGCAGUCAGAAUCCCCAACUUCCAGCGCGCGGUGGAUGCUGCCAUCGGCCCCGUAGCGCAGGCCUUCAUGACCAGCCCCUGGUUCAUCGCUGGGUCACUGGCGUCCUGUCUGCGCUGGUCGCCCUUCAGUUGUGGCCUGGCUUGCGUGCGACCCGAAUGGGUCGAGGAUGCAAAGAAAGGACAUGAUGCCACGUCGGGUGUACCUUUCCUCUCCACGAACGACAUUCUUACGGCGCAUCUGUGCGACAAGUUUGACGCGGCUGGCGCUACAAUGGUGAUCAACUUUCGCGAGAGGUUGGAGCCGGCGACGCGGAAUCAUGCCGGCAACUACGAGUCUCUCGCAGUUUUCGAUGAGAGGUGCAAGAACCCAGCGGAAGUGAGAAGACUGAUGAUGAACCCGCCUGACUUCUCCGGCGGCAUGAUACAGAUGCCCGGCAUCAUGGACAUGCUCGCAUUUCGCUACCCGCUCAUCACCAACUGGCUCUCGAUACAGCAGGACCUCUGUCUCCCCAGCUGUCAGCAGGUGGUGCAUCUCCCUAUAUACAAGAUGGCAGGCCCAUUUUUUGCAGUUGGAGUGGUGUUCAAGCCGAACCCUGGCAAGAUCGCGGUUCUCUACGGCAUCCGCGACAGCAAGUGUUUCAAGGCGCUGCAGGAGUCAGCUGCAUUAGAUCAUUCAGCUCCCCUCGUGCAGUAG
Symbiodinium natans is the source of this 1134-nucleotide messenger RNA. The record is from the annotation of a GenBank genome assembly. Lineage: Eukaryota; Dinophyceae; Suessiales; Symbiodiniaceae.